UCCUGUUGUGUGUAGAAUCUAUGUUUAUUCUGCUACACUCAAGGUAAGAAACCUGUACGAUUGAGAGAUGCUAUUUUAUAUUCAAGCUCACGUACACACCUUGCGGUAUGUUGACGAUGGGCGUCAUUGAUUGAGUAAACCAUCCAAUCCAUCACAAGUGGUAGGCACUCUUGUUUCAGCAUUCAUACCCUCCGGACCUAUGGAAGAGGCAACAAGCGAUCGUUCGAGAGGUUUUAUGAUCGAAGACAUUCUCGGUGUCCCUAUGAGCAAGGAUGACUCGGAGUCAGCCAACGAAGCUGGAUGUGGAUCUCCGUCUUGUAAUGAAGCUACGCAGGAUGCUAACAUAUACGAAAGGUCGAGACAAAAUCGGACGAAGAAACCUAGAACGACGUUCACCGACGAGCAACUGUUUGAGCUAGAGAGGCAGUUUCUCAGAAACAAGUACCUGUCUGCGGAAGAACGACAACUGCUCGCUGACGGACUCGGUUUGACUGAUGCCCAAGUGAAGACUUGGUUUCAGAAUCGUCGAAUGAAAUUGAAGCGACAACUCGAAAGUAUGGGCUGCACGGCACCGGGAGCGGAAUGGCGAGACGAGCGUUUCUACUGCGGUACGUUGCGUGCGUCUCGAGACAUUCGUCGAAACGGCUCUCUGCCCUGUCUCAAGGACAUAGAACCAUUGCUAGCGACGUCGACGCGAGGUGUGUCCAGACUACACUACUCGGCACCGUACAGACUUGCGAUACCCUACUCCAGAUACUUUGGUCUACACAGACAGGGUGUCGUUUGGGACGCGACUGCACCUUACUAGCAGUCUUUCAUUCAGAAAGUUUUGUAUAAAUAUACCGUAUAUUUAUUGCGCGUUUUAGAUCGAUAUUCACACUUAUUGGUAUUCUCAGUGUUAUAACGAGGCUAUGACAAGCUGUCUGUCGAUUGGAUAUUAGUUGCACACUAUCCGGUCAUUAUGCUACUACUUGAGCACGAAACCUCAUUUUCACAAGAACGCAUGAGACUUGAUACGAAGCCAUACGCGAUAUAGCUGUGAUUCUGAAUGAGUAGAAAGCAGAUUCGAUUAUGCUGGGUAUGACGCACGGAAGAAGUGUAGCAAGAGCAGCCACGCUUACAAGGUGGUCAAAGAGCGAAUCUGGAAACCAAACCGCAAU
Molecule: messenger RNA, 1160 nt
Organism: Corticium candelabrum
Lineage: Eukaryota; Metazoa; Porifera; Homoscleromorpha; Homosclerophorida; Plakinidae
Product: homeobox protein ceh-9-like
Exons: 3
Coding region: 200-808 (202 amino acids)
Biological process (GO): regulation of DNA-templated transcription
Molecular function (GO): DNA binding; DNA-binding transcription factor activity, RNA polymerase II-specific
Source: RefSeq, a predicted model, not a curated record